Molecule: messenger RNA, 3293 nt
Organism: Polypterus senegalus (gray bichir)
Lineage: Eukaryota; Metazoa; Chordata; Cladistia; Polypteriformes; Polypteridae
Gene: cbfa2t2
Product: CBFA2/RUNX1 partner transcriptional co-repressor 2
Exons: 12
Coding region: 1458-3035 (525 amino acids)
Biological process (GO): DNA-templated transcription; negative regulation of DNA-templated transcription
Cellular component (GO): nucleus
Molecular function (GO): transcription corepressor activity
Source: RefSeq, a predicted model, not a curated record
GGCUAAGAAUGUACGAAUACUUCAGUGGCGCAGCUGGACGGCCGAGUAUAGUAAGUCGGUGUUGGUUCGAGCAGAUAACAGUGAACUUUAGGCAGGUAAACACACCACUGCCUAAUGGAUCCCGAGUCUAAAUGCCUACUGAGAAGAUACGCUUUCACUUAAACCCGGGACAUCUCCUUUGGCCCAUUGGAUAAGAUGGUCGCCCAACCCACAGGCAGUGGACCCAAAUUUGCCUCUUAGAAUCCCAUGGGAAACUCUAAAAGAUUGAAGUUAUGGGUGCCUGUCUGGUUCUUCCUCCCACAUCCACAAAGAAAUCCAGGUAUCCCAAGCAAGUAAACACAUGAAGAGUCCUGGAUGACUUUACCAAGUCCAGCAACUAACUGCCUGUCACCACAGCGGUGUAUCUGUGAGAGUCAGAUGCUCUAUCCCAUUCAAUGCACUUCUGAGGCUACGACACACUUCUCCCUAAGUGUUCUCAAACGGGAUCACUAUGAUAUAACCUGGUGUCCCAGACUAUCCCACUCUGUACCUGUAGUACCCCUUUUUGGAUGGCUACUCGAGAAAGCUUCACACUAGGCUAGAGCAAAACAGCAGCAAUAUGAAUGGUGAUUGGAACAAAUCGUUAUGGAUAUGCAAAGAAAUACAUGACAUUUUAUGUCUUAGUAAUGCAGUAUUAUAUACCGUAAGUUACCUGGUCACCAUGGUAUAGAUUACAGUUCACUCUUAACCACUUGCUUGGACUGUGCUGGAGGCACAGAUGGGUUGGUUAAAUACUGAAAAUGUCCCAGAUCUUGUUCUCCUUUCUUUUGUGCCACCCAAACCGAAAAAGUUCCAGAAGAUGAGAGAAGACCACCUCUUCCAGUUCACCCUAAGGAAAGAUAAAAGGGGACAGGGGGAACUCAAGGGUCUAUUGCUUAUAAAUGGAUUUCAGCUUCACCAAUAAAACAGAUUACCUGGCUGAAUAAUAUUCAAGCGGGCCCCACCAAAUAGUUGUUUUUUCAAUCAACAGCAGUGCCAGCUCUGUGAAGAAACUGUUGAGAGGGCUUUGGCUGAGAUUUCAAGUCUGUUCAAAAAAGAACUUCAGGAUUACUGACUUUUUGUCUUAACUGGAGCAGCACUGGCGGGGCAACUGUUUAGUGCUGCUGCCUCACAAAUCCAGUAUCUGAAGCCUGCUUCCCCUGUGUCUCCAUUUCAUUUUUCUCCACAUAUUUCAGUUUUGUUUCACAUCUCAAAAACGUGUAUUUUUAUUGGCAAUUUCACAUUUUCAGUGCGUGUGCAUAUAUAUGAGUGUGUUUGUAGAUUUGCACCCCAUCCUGUACCGCCUCGCCUUGUGCCCCAUUACUGCCAGGAAAGGCCUCGGGCCUUACUGAAAAUUAUAAAAUGCUUCCUCUUCGCUUGUGCACUGUUCUAUCAAGACUUAAAUACAGUAUGCGCAAAUACCUUAGCAAUUUUGAGUCAUGCCACCCAUCCAUUUUCAAUGCUCCUAUUUGUUCCGGAACAAAGCAGCGAGGACAAAAGAGAACCCCGGUUUGCAGGGUGCCGAAACAGCGGAGAAAAGAAGAGUCCUGCGAUGCCCGGAUCCCCUGGGGAAGUCAAAGUCCACGCUCGAUCCACGCCCGGCGCUAUGCCUCCUCUUCCACCGUCCAAUCCCAGCAGACCUCGGCCAGCCUCGUUCUCCUCUGCAGCCUAAUUCUUCCAUUACAAUAGAGGAGUUUCAUUCCAGACUUCAAGAAGCCACCAACUUUCCUUUGCGGCCGUUUGUCAUCCCGUUCUUAAAGGCUAACCUUCCCCUCCUGCAGAGGGAGCUCCUCCACUGUGCCCGAGCUGCAAAGCAGACCCCCGCGCAGUAUUUGACCCAGCAUGAGCAUCUCCUCCUUAGCACCACCAUGAGCUCCCCUCACGACUCCUCUGAGCUGCUGCUUCUGACAGGCGAGAAUGGGAAGAGAAGCAGCCCUGACAGAACUAAAGAGAACGGACUUGUGGAACGUGUGCCUGGACCGAUGGAGCCCCCCACGAAAAGAAUCUGCACCAUCAGCCCUGCCCCUCGCCACAGCCCGGCUCUCCCAUCACCCCUGAUGUUAAGUGGGCAGGUGCACCCGACGCCACCUCCUCUGCAGCACUAUGCCCUGGAGGACAUCGCAGCUCCACAUCUGUACCGUGAACCACAGCGCCUGCUGGAGCUCCGAGACCUUCGGGAUCGCUCACGGCACCAUGGCUCUAACGGAAGCUACCGCGACGAGCCGGUGGACCACAAGCUGACGGACAGAGAGUGGGCAGACGAGUGGAGACACUUAGACCAGGUGUUGAAUUGCAUUGUGGACAUGGUGGAGAAAACCCGGCGCUCCAUCGACGUGCUGCGGCGCUGUCAGGAGGCGGACCGCGAGGAGAUAAAUUACUGGAGGAGACGGUCCGCUGAGCACGAAGAGGGACGCAAGAGUGGCCCCCCACACUCCAAGCAGCUGAGCCCCCUCAUAGCCGACAUUCUUUGCAGCGAUUCACAGCGGGAUCUCACAGUCGUGUCGGGCCCCGGAUACGUUUCUGAUGAAAUCUGGAAGAAGGCAGAAGAGGCGGUGAAUGAGGUCAAGCGGCAGGCGAUGGACGAAGUGCAGAAGGCCGUGGCCGAGGCCGAGCAGAAGGCCUUUGAAAUGAUCUCGGUGGAGAGAGCAAAAAUGGAGAAAACGCUUGCCGAUGCCAAGCGCCAAGCCACGGAGGACGCCAUCCAAGUCAUCAACGAGCAAGAAGAUUCCACUGAGAGCUGCUGGAACUGUGGCCGCAAGGCCAGCGAGACGUGCAGUGGCUGCAACGCCGCCCGCUACUGUGGCUCUUUUUGCCAACAUAAAGACUGGGAACGGCACCACCUGAUCUGCAGCCCCGGGCUCCAGGCACAGCCAAAGCCACCACCCGCGGCGACGGCCAGAGCCACAGGCAGGUUCCCCGACAGAGGCGCCAUCGCUAGCCCCUCGCUGGAAAAAGCAGCCGCCUCGCGGUCCUCGACACCUUCUUCCAUGUCAGCCGGCGAGGUGAACGGACAUUAAGGCCGGUAGAGACGCCCUGCCCUGCUCCCGUCCUCUCGAGUCUCUCCCUCUUCUCUUAUCUUUUUGUCUUUCAAUUCAUUCCUGAGUGUGCAGCUCUGUGGGUGGACUGGUGGCUGCUUUAACAGCCUGAGCUGAUCACCUUCUUUUGUUUUGGGUUGUUUUGGUUUUUUUUGGCUUGUUUUUGUUGCUUCUUUGUAAUUGUUGCAAUCUCAGGAGGGUCAUGUAAAUGCUAAAUUAAAAACGGAGCAUUUCUCUGUC